AAUGGUUAGGCCUUUAUUGUCUUGGCUUGCUUCGGUGCUAUACCCAAAAUACAAUAAACGUACUCCCAGAUUCGCCAUGUCGACCCAAGAAAUGUACGGUACACUCCCUCACAUCUAAUCACCCUUUUUGUUUAAGAGCCGUAUGAAUAACCACAUGUUCACAGUGACUCUUCCCUCAUCUGUUGGGUCCUGGAGUCCCUCUGUCAGACACCACACUUGCCUGCACUUUGUACGUACUACGUAGAGUCUGGCACCUACGACCAUCUGUAACACAUCAUACUUAAUACCCAUCCCUUAUGGCAUCACACACAUACCCUCCCCCUGAACCUCGUACUAUUCCACCCCCAACCAACAACACCCUGUCAUCAAAGGAGCGCUCUGCACUCGUACGCUCGACCAAGAAGAUAGGUCGUAUGCUCGGCGAUAUCCCGCGAUUUGUCGAUGAUAUCGAAGAUCAGUUCGUCAUGGUAACGCCCCCAAGACCGCCCACUCCAGUUGGACCCUCCAAAGAAGACGCAUGGAGAAGUCGCAAACCAACUCACCUUCCCCCGAUCAUGAGGCUCUCUGGUGGUAUUGCCGUGGACUCCAGCUCUCCACCUAUACCUUCACGUACUGCACCUCUUCACACUCCAUCCAAGGAGGCUGCACACAGGCGCAGCAAAAUGGAACGGUUACGAAAGAGACUAGGUGAAGAGGUUCCAAUGGAAGCCGUUUUCCCAUCCACCACUAGCCCAAGGACAGCCGUCUCACAUACCACGAUGCCCGAACGCUCGCGUAACCAUAGCCGCUCGCGGUCUGUGCACCCUUCACUUGACGAUACUGUCACAUUCUCGAUAGAUCAACACACUGUCGUUCUCAAAACCACCACACGAGCCAAUCAGCCUCACUCACCUCACCCUCAUCGUUCUCACCAUCCGCACAAAUCCGCACAUCGCCCGCCGCCAUUGCCUAUGACCGGGCUACCACCGUUGCCCAAGUCCAAGCUUCCCCGCAUCUCGGAUGAAGUGGGCCUAUUAGGCGUAAGGACCAAGACGGCGGCAGGCUCCAAACUCGGUGGUGCAGAAUUCAAGGCUGCGAGACGUGCCAAACGGGAGGGCUUUGGUGAAGUGGAGAUGGUCGGGUUCAUGGGUGGUUUUUAGGCCUUGCUCUGGGCCUCCACCAUGUGGUCAUGGUGGAUAUAUGCAUAUACGGUGCUCUCGCAUGGAGCCAUUCUAUGCUUUGGGAAUCUUGAGGUUCCGGUAUGUGGAUCUAUACGAGUCUGGGUAUGCCUUCAUGUCGUCUCUAUGCCGUCAAUCGGUUUCUCUUCAUGACAAUACGCACUACACACCGUUGGGCUGGACCCUGUAUCGACUGACGAACGUUGCCUCCAAUGAUGCUUUUUUACACUAUAAUGUCAGUAGUUCUAAUAUCUUCACCUAGUUUUCCAGCAGUCGAAUCAGAAUGUACUCUUGAUAUUAAGUAGUCGUGGGAAUUACAAUUUUGCGAAUAUGAUAACCAGUUUAUUCCGUCCGGUCCCGACUUA
This is a messenger RNA of Suillus discolor, 1522 nucleotides long. RefSeq lists its product as uncharacterized. The coding region runs from base 297 to 1139 and encodes 280 amino acids. Lineage: Eukaryota; Fungi; Basidiomycota; Agaricomycetes; Boletales; Suillaceae. The record is from RefSeq and is a predicted model, not a curated record. The transcript is spliced from 3 exons.